CUCUAUCAUCACUAAACUAAAAAUAACUUCUAAAAAUACUGAUUCUGCAGUCUGUGUCAAGAAGCGCCGUCAUCUUAAAAGUAUGAAGAAUAAAGAAGAUUACAAAAAAUAUAAGGAUAAAUGUCACGAAAA
Racocetra persica is the source of this 132-nucleotide messenger RNA. NCBI's taxonomy places the organism in Eukaryota, Fungi, Glomeromycota, Glomeromycetes, Diversisporales, Gigasporaceae. The record is from the annotation of a GenBank genome assembly.